AUUCUUGUGGUGCAGUUUUCAGCUACCACACCACGCACGGGGCACGCUCUUAGUCAGAACUUGUACCUGCCAUCUUUGAUUUAGCUAACCCCGAAUCUCCCUUUAUAUUCCUCUCUGGAUUCAGGAGCCGACACUCAGAGAUAAGCCAAGAAGCCAUGAAUCCCCUGGCGCUGAUUUUCUGCACGGCUCUCUUCUGCGUUCUCCUCUACCACUUCCUCACGCGCCGCUCCGUCCGCCUCCCUCCGGGGCCCAAGCCAUGGCCGAUUGUGGGGAACCUCCCGCACCUGGGCCCCGUCCCUCACCACUCCAUUGCUGCGCUCGCUAAAACCUACGGCCCUCUCAUGCAUCUCCGUAUGGGCUUCGUCGACGUCGUGGUGGCCGCCUCCGCCUCCGUUGCCGCUAAGUUCUUGAAAACUCAUGAUGCUAAUUUCUCCAGCAGGCCUCCGAAUUCAGGUGCCAAGCAUAUCGCUUACAACUAUCAGGAUCUGGUGUUCGCUCCCUACGGCCCCCGGUGGCGCAUGCUCCGCAAGAUUUGCUCCGUCCACCUCUUCUCCGGCAAAGCCUUGGAUGAUUUUCGCCAUAUCCGAGAGGAGGAGGUUUCGGUGCUAACGCGCGCACUUGCGAGGGCGGGUCAAACGCCGGUGAACUUGGGGCAGCUGCUGAACGUGUGUACUACCAACGCCCUAGGGCGGGUGAUGUUAGGCAGGAGAGUGUUCGGCGACGGCAGCGGGGGCGAAGAUCCGAAGGCCGACGAGUUCAAAGAGAUGGUGGUGGAGCUGAUGGUCCUGGCCGGAGUUUUCAACAUCGGCGACUUUGUGCCGGCGCUGGAAUGGCUGGACCUGCAGGGCGUAGCUGCCAAGAUGAAGAAGCUCCAUGCUCGGUUUGACGCUUUCCUGGGCGCCAUCGUGGAGGAGCACAAGAUCAGCGGCUCUGCUGGUUCCGAGCGUCACGUGGACUUACUCAGCACGUUGAUCUCGGUGAGGGAUAAUGCCGACGGUGAGGGAGGCAAGCUCACCGACGUUGAGAUCAAAGCCUUGCUCUUGAACUUGUUCACAGCUGGAACUGACACCUCAUCCAGCACAGUAGAGUGGGCCAUUGCAGAGCUCAUUCGCCACCCUGAAAUGAUGGCCCAAGCCCAACAAGAGCUGGACGCAGUAGUGGGCCGAGGCAGGCUUGUAACUGAUUUGGACCUGCCCCGACUCACCUAUCUCCAAGCCAUAAUCAAGGAAACUUUCCGCCUGCACCCAUCCACGCCCCUCUCCCUCCCUCGGAUGGCGGCGGAGAGCUGCGAGAUCAACGGCUACCACAUCCCCAAAAACGCCACUCUUCUAGUGAACGUGUGGGCCAUAGCGCGGGACCCAGAGGUGUGGGAGAAGCCACUAGAAUUCAGGCCCAGCAGGUUCCUCCCAGGAGGGGAAAGACCAAAUGCGGACGUGAGAGGGAAUGAUUUUGAAGUGAUUCCAUUCGGGGCUGGCCGGAGAAUAUGCGCGGGGAUGAGCUUGGGACUGAGGAUGGUGCACCUGUUAACCGCGACGCUUGUUCAUGCGUUCAACUGGGAGUUGCCGGAAGGCCAGGUGGCGGAGAAGCUGAACAUGGAUGAGGCAUAUGGGCUGACCCUACAACGAGCCGCCCCACUCAUGGUGCACCCACGGCCAAGGCUGUCACCCCAAGUUUUCGGGAAGUAAAUGAGGUUGUUUGCCCAUAAUUAAAGUAGAAGACUUGAUGAUGGAUUUGGCUGAAUAAUUAUGAUGUUAGAGAGCGAGUGUAGUAGUUUUGUGAUGGGUUUUCCCUCAACCACCUGCAUGUUAAUACUGUAAACGAUGAUUCUCAAGGGGUAUCUAAUAAUGCAAUAUGUUGGUUUAAAAUUUAAAA
Vitis riparia (riverbank grape) is the source of this 1872-nucleotide messenger RNA. RefSeq names its product flavonoid 3'-monooxygenase. NCBI's taxonomy places the organism in Eukaryota, Viridiplantae, Streptophyta, Magnoliopsida, Vitales, Vitaceae. The transcript has 3 exons. Gene Ontology annotation, molecular function: iron ion binding; oxidoreductase activity, acting on paired donors, with incorporation or reduction of molecular oxygen; heme binding. The coding region runs from base 156 to 1685 and encodes 509 amino acids. The record is from RefSeq and is a predicted model, not a curated record.